Suillus subalutaceus is the source of this 2748-nucleotide messenger RNA. RefSeq lists its product as uncharacterized. The transcript has 6 exons. The record is from RefSeq and is a predicted model, not a curated record. The coding region runs from base 160 to 2574 and encodes 804 amino acids. Lineage: Eukaryota; Fungi; Basidiomycota; Agaricomycetes; Boletales; Suillaceae. Gene Ontology annotation, molecular function: metal ion binding.
CUUGUUCGUUGUUUCAUGUUGCUCUUAUAUGGACCCUAUCGUUGUUGAUUGACUGCUAGCAGCACUUCCCCGGACGCAGAGAUUAGCUUAAUCUCAUUCCUCGCUUUCGGGCAUUCCUUGCCUUGUAUUCCUCACCAUUCACUUUGACGCCCUCUAGUGAUGCCGCCAACGCUAACUCUACCUCCCGCUGUUAUCUUUGAGUCUGACGAUUUAUCUGAAUCUGGUUCAGUCUUAACCAGCCAACGAUUUCCCCACACCCGUGCCCAAUUAUUAGCUAUAAUCCGCCAGCAGAAGGGCGGUGCAGACGGCUUUGAUGGAGAUGGAGACGUAGAUGAAUCAAUCCGCAUCAGCACCUCUUUUGUGACGAAAGUAGCAGGAUUUCUUGCUAACGAGCAAGAGGAUGAACUUAAAGAAUCAUUGAAAACUACUUGUGGGGUAGAAGACGACAUGCUUGAACAACAUGUCUUAGAUUUGAUGCAUAGACACCACGACGAUGUAGCAGGCGUGCCUUUCCUUUUCUUGACUCCAACACGACGGCCAUCUCGACCCUCUUCUCGCGCUUCCACCCACUCUGCUGCUCGGCUCAUCCCAAACAGGCCAGAUACCCCCACUUCAGUACCCAACUCUCCUCUUGCUAUUGGUUUUCGUAGGCCACAUACACCUGCUGGUUCCCCUCUUGUAACUGGAAGCGCAAACUCAUGCAUGACUGCACGUAGCGUUUCACCAAUGAACUCGCCAACACUCGCGCAUGCACAAGCACAAGCACAUCCGCAGUUCACUUCGAGCCUUCCAUCCUCACCAAUAUCCUCUCCUCGACUUUUGAGUGCAAAAGCAACUGAAUUCAAGCCCAUUCCCCGGCCCCUAUCUGCAGCUGCAGCUUCGUCCGCCCCCGGAACCCUUUCUGGAUAUAGAACCGAGACACCGUCUCCUGACCUGUGGUCCCAUAGCCAGCUCAGAGCAACUUCUAAUCUUGCCAUCGCCGCGCCGUUGAUGCCGGGUGAUUCUUUGCAGCCCAGAGCUGUAACUCCAAGCUCCCUCCGCUCUGGAUGGACAGUACCCCCAAUCUCACCCGAUGAUCCACUUGCACAAAGUUACUACCAGCAUGGCUAUGACUAUGACCCGCAGUUCGAUGGAUCGGUCGACGACGCGGAGGGGACAGGGUACUUGACAGAUGGGAUGACACCUCUUGAUGUGCUUAGCUCGGUGUUUGGAUCCACCCUUGCGCCAUCCGAGCUUGAAGAUGCACUUUCUCAGAACGGCUAUGACUUCGAUCGUGCUAUGGCAUGGCUUGUUGAUCGCGCUCUACCUUCUCCACCUCAGCACAGCCAACCUCGUAUGCAGUCCAUGGGAGGACGAGUGACAUUAGUGGCUAGGGAUGGCAGCGCCGGAGUAGUGCAUGGGGGGCGCGGAGGCUUCCAGCCCGCUCGAGGUUCUACCAGAGGCAAUGGACGGCCCGUCUCCGGCGGAAAUAGGGUUUGCCGCUAUUACCUUGCGGGCGAAUGCUUGCGAGCCGAUUGCCGCUUCAGCCAUGAUCUAGAGAGAGCGCUCUGCCGGUUCUGGUUGCGUGGGACCUGCGCCAAACAAGAUCAAUGUGAAUUUUUACAUCACCUUCCUAAAGACGUUGAUGUGGCCAGUGUGACUGGGGCACUGUCACGGACUAGUCUCAGCAACUCUAGUACCCGUACUACAAGCCCUCCACCUGAUGAAUUCCCAGCCCUCGGAUUUGAUGCUUCUCGUAAUCGGAGAGGUUAUGGCGCCCGUGAUGGUCAUUGGCAACACGAUCCCGGCCGCACGAGAUUUGCAGCAGCCGUAAAGAGACCAGCUCCUGCUCAAGUGCCGGUGGACCGCACAACGGCUACUCGCCCGCCAAUCUCAUCGAAUGCAUCCGUGGAUAACUUGCACAUCCGCACCUCGAUCUUACAUCCACCGGCGCUAUUGCCCACGCUACCUACUGGGGAAUCGAUCAAUGCUUUAUAUAUGUCCUAUCGAUCUCGAGCACUGCAACUGGGUGCCGCUCGGAAUGCGUGCUUAUCCCGGGCCGCCGAUGCAUGGAGACGUGGCGACGGUGCCGCAGCCAAACGAUUUAGCAGGGAGGGUCACGAUCUCAAUGCUAAAAUGGGCAAUGAGAUGACGACAGCGGCUAGUAAACUCGUCAGAGAACGUGCAAAAGUUGCCGAACAAGCUGUGAAGAGCCGAGACCUUGGUUGGUCUGAUGAUGCCGGAGAUCGAACUGCCCGUGGCCGAAGCUGCGGGGGAGGUUUAGGAGUAUGUCUAGGCAUAGCCAGCACCACCACAGGCGGUGAUUCGAAAUUGACGUCAGAAGAGAGAACUGAAUCUAUGCUCGAUCUUCACGGUUUACAUUCGAAUGAGGCAACAGAUGUUCUCGAAGAAUUUUUGCUUGCUGUGACUUUCCUUAUUGUCGGAGAAGAAAAGCACACUGGAACACAGGACGCAGCACGUGGUGCCUCGCGGGCUCGCCUCGCUUCGGGCGUGCGAGAAUGGCUUCAUCGGUGGGGUUAUCCUUGGAGUGAGCGCGAUGGCAUCAUAUGUGUAGACGCUCUUACUCACGGAUGAGGACGUUGGUGUAAUAUCCACACCACCGGAGCCGGGGGAAUGAGCCUUUUGCUAAGACUGGUAUUUGCUUUGAAAUGGAAUGCUGUGAAGGAUAAUGUGUUAUUAAGCAGAUCUAUUGAAGGUUGUAUGAUUGUACAAACAAGGACAGAAAAUGUGAUUUUAUCUUUUCCCAUC